Molecule: messenger RNA, 2909 nt
Organism: Otolemur garnettii (small-eared galago)
Lineage: Eukaryota; Metazoa; Chordata; Mammalia; Primates; Galagidae
Gene: COL9A1
Product: collagen type IX alpha 1 chain
Exons: 38
Coding region: 121-2886 (921 amino acids)
Source: RefSeq, a predicted model, not a curated record
CCGAGACUGGGCCCAGAACUCACUGUCCUAGGGUGACAGUGGAGGGGCUUUGGGGAGCAGUGACUCCCCUCCAUCCCCUUCUCACAGACACUGCGGCUACAACGAAAACCAACGGGCAAGAUGAAGACGUGCUGGAAAAUUCCAGUUUUCUUCUUUGUGUGCAGUUUCGUGGGACCCUGGGCAUCUGCAACUGUCAAGCGGCGCCCAAGAUUCCCUGUCAAUUCAAAUUCUAAUGGUGGAAAUGAACUCUGUCCAAAGAUCAGAAUUGGCCAAGAUGACUUACCAGGGUUUGACCUGAUUUCUCAGUUCCAGGUAGAGAAAGAGGCCUCUAGAAGAGCUAUCCAGAGGGUGGUGGGGUCCACUGGACUGCAGGUGGCUUACAAGCUGGGAAAUAAUGUAGACUUUAGGAUUCCAACCAGGCAUUUAUACCCCAGUGGACUGCCUGAAGAAUACUCCUUUUUAACUACUUUUCGGAUAACUGGAAGCACACUUGAAAAGAGCUGGAACAUUUGGCAGAUUCAGGAUUCCUCGGGGAAGGAGCAAGUUGGCAUAAAGAUUAACGGCCAAACAAAAUCUGUCGCGUUUUCAUACAAAGGCCUGGACGGAAGUCUCCAGACCGCAGCCUUCUCCAAUUUGCCCUCCUUGUUUGAUGCCCAGUGGCAUAAGAUCAUGAUCGGCGUGGAAAGGAGUACUGCUACUCUUUUUGUUGACUGCAACAGGAUUGAAUCCUUACCUAUAAAGCCAAGGGGCCCAAUCGAUGUCGAUGGCUUUGCUGUGUUGGGAAAACUUGCAGAUAAUCCUCAAGUUUCUGUUCCAUUUGAACUUCAAUGGAUGCUGAUUCAUUGCGACCCCCUGCGACCCCGGAGAGAAACUUGCCAUGAGCUGCCAGCCAGAAUAACACCCAGCCAGACCACCGAUGAGAGAGGUCCCCCGGGCGAGCAGGGUCCCCCCGGGCCACCAGGGCCCCCUGGCGUUCCCGGCAUUGAUGGCAUCGAUGGUGACCGAGGCCCAAAGGGUCCCCCAGGCCUCCCGGGUCCUGUGGGAGAGCCGGGCAAGCCAGGAGCUCCGGGCAAGCCGGGCACGCCGGGCGCUGACGGUUUAACAGGACCUGAUGGAGCCCCUGGCUCUGUUGGACCAAGGGGACAGAAAGGAGAACCUGGUGUACCUGGACCUCGUGGGUUUCCAGGUCGUGGUAUUCCUGGACCCCCUGGUCCUCCUGGGACAGCAGGACUCCCUGGAGAGCUAGGCCGCGUGGGACCUGUUGGUGACCCUGGGAGAAGAGGACCACCUGGCCCCCCAGGCCCCCCAGGACCUAGUGGAACAAUUGGCUUUCAUGACGGAGAUCCACUGUGCCCCAAUUCCUGCCCACCCGCUCGCUCAGGAUAUCCAGGCAUACCAGGCAUGAGGGGUCAUAAAGGGGCUAAAGGAGAAAUUGGCGAACCAGGAAGACAAGGACACAAGGGUGAAGAAGGUGACCAGGGAGAACUGGGAGAGGUUGGAGCUCGAGGACCUCCAGGAGCUCAAGGUUUGAGAGGCAUCACCGGCAUAGUGGGGGAUAAAGGGGAAAAGGGUGCUCGAGGCUUAGAUGGAGAACCUGGGCCUCAGGGCCUUCCUGGUGCACCUGGGGAUCAGGGACAGCGAGGGCCUCCGGGAGAAGCAGGUCCCAAGGGAGACAGAGGGGCUCAAGGGCCUAGAGGAAUUCCUGGCUCCCCAGGGCCCAAAGGAGACACGGGCUUGCCCGGUGUGGAUGGCCGUGACGGGAUACCUGGAAUGCCUGGAACGAAGGGUGAACCAGGGAAACCUGGGCCUCCUGGCGAUGCAGGAUUGCAGGGGUUACCAGGUGUACCUGGAAUCCCUGGCGCCAAGGGUGUUGCCGGUGAAAAGGGUACUACAGGUGCUCCGGGGAAGCCUGGUCAGCUGGGAAAUUCAGGCAAACCGGGCCAACAGGGGCCUGCAGGAGAGGUGGGACCCCGAGGACCCCGGGGACUUCCUGGCAACAGAGGAGAAGUAGGACCCACAGGAGCCCCAGGCCUGCCAGGUAAACUGGGUCCUCUGGGUAACCCUGGCCUCCCAGGCUUGCCCGGGCCUCCUGGACUUCCUGGAAUGAAAGGUGACAGGGGUGUAGUUGGUGAACCCGGUCCAAAGGGUGAACAGGGUGCCUCAGGAGAAGAAGGUGAAGCAGGUGGAAGGGGUGAACUUGGAGAUGAAGGAUUACCUGGCCCAAAGGGAUCUGUGGGUAACCCUGGGGAGCCUGGCUUGAGGGGACCUGAAGGAGUUCGGGGGCUUCCUGGAGUAGAAGGCCCCAGAGGACCACCUGGACCCCGAGGCGUGCAGGGAGAACAGGGUGCCACUGGCCUGCCCGGUGUGCAAGGCCCUCCGGGCCGAGCACCCACCGAUCAGCACAUCAAGCAGGUCUGCAUGAGAGUCAUGCAAGAGCAUUUUGCUGAGAUGGCUGCUAGUCUCAAGCGUCCCGACUCGGGGGUCUCUGGCCUCCCGGGGAAGCCUGGCCCUCCUGGUCCCCCCGGCCCCCCUGGAGAGAACGGUUUCCCAGGUCAGAUGGGAAUUCGUGGCCUUCCAGGCAUUAAAGGACCCCCUGGACCUCUUGGUUUGAAAGGACCGAAAGGUGACUUGGGAGAAAAGGGAGAGCGUGGCCCUCCAGGAAGAGGUCCUAAAGGUUUGCCUGGAGCUACAGGUCUUCCGGGUGACCCUGGCCCUGCCAGCUAUGGGAGAAAUGGCCGGGACGGUGAGCCAGGCCCCCCCGGGGUGGCAGGAAUUCCUGGUGUGCCCGGGCCCCCAGGACCGCCCGGCCUUCCCGGUUUCUGUGAGCCAGCCUCCUGCACCGUGCAGGCUGGUCAGCGAGCCUUCAGCAAAGGGCCUGACCCCUGAGCGGCUUAGCGCUGCCUGGCCGU